UAUGUUUGUAAAAUAUAGAUUUCAGUAUAUCAUAACUGGGGCGAGUACAGUCCUGCAGAUUUAGUGACCGGCCCCUCCUCUUUCGCAUCGCGACCAGACGUCGAGCAUUCACUGAAUUACUUUACCCCAAUCCUCCAAUGGGUGCACACCUUGGCCAAAGCCCGCGCAACCUAAAUCGAUGAAGUGCAUACACUGUAAAUAUUUACACAUCGGGAUGUCUCCGGUGAUAACUAAGUGCACCCGUUUAGAAACAAAUUUUUAGUGUAUCUACAUUCUGUGUCAACUUUACCGCUCAUAACAUCACCUAAAAAAAGCAAAAUAGAACCACGACUUCAAACUUAAUAUAAUAUGAUCAGUCCUUGCUGCUGUAUAAAAUGACCGAAAAGUACAAGACGGCGUCCACGAAGAGCUCUUCCGGUUGCACCAGAUGCUUUGCCGUCCACUGUAACAACUUGUGGAGCGUUUGGUAUGGUAUCCUUUGCGGUGGGCUUCAAGUCUGCGUUGCUCUGAUCUGCUUAAAACGAUUGCUCAAUUAUUCGGUGUUAUCAUGGCCGGAAAAUCUACCUCUGCCCUCGUUCGAAAUGAACGUGAGUUUAGGCCUGACAGGUGCCGCAGUUCUUCUCAUUCCGUUCUUCGUUAUAUCAGCAAUAUUUAAGAUUGGAAAUUUAGCUAACGACGGCCACAAAUUGGGAAGACAUCUGAGCGCUUGCAGCAAAGAAAGCGCUUCCGAACAAUUUGGUACGACCACCGGUUGUAAAUGUUGGAAAUUCGGUGGACCAACUGCUCCUUUUCUGCAUUUGGUCAUCGCUUUUUGCCUUCUCCUACCCAAAUUGCUAAUGGAAGCACGCCUUAUUGAAGCCAACUUCUUUCCGCAAGAUAUGAUAUGGAGGUCUGACCUCAACUUUUUACCGAUCCAUAAAGAAAAUUUCGUCGUCCUGAACUUUAUGACACUGCCCACCAACGAAACGAAAAACGUCUACCCGAAGCUGCCCACAGAUUCACCUUGGACUACCACGAGGACUACAGAAAACGUUUCACCAUCCGACCAAAAUAUAGAAAACGAUUUACAACAGUCCACUUUAGCGAAUACAGUUGUAAAUUUAUUAAAGAAUUAUAUUGGUACUGAUGAUAAAAAUUAUAACGUCAUUGAACACGAACGUCAAAGCCAUAUCAGCAUAGAAUAUAUCAAUUUUGGAUUAGCACUCGGCGUUUAUGCGAUUAGAUAUGCCUCAUUGUUUUGGGCAUCCAAUAAAUGUUUGAGUUUAUUGUUUUCUGCUCAAUUAGUUAUUAAUGGAAUUCAAAUUCUUCUCAGCUAUACAGGUGUAUCAAUUUUAUAUAAGGUUCAAAUAAUGGGCGGUCUCAAAGUGUUACCAUUUUUUAAACAUCAAUUAACCAAAUCGACGUUUGCUUACAAGUCGACACCGUUUUUAUUAAACCCUUUGGUUUCAAUCCUUUUGUAUAUACUUUACAUAUUAUUGAUAAUAUGCUCGAGUCUAGUCUUUUAUUUGUACGGUCAUAUUAGGUUUAAAAACUUUUUGAAUCAAAACUGCCAACGCAAAGUAAUCUUGUUAAAGGAAGGCAAUACGUCCAGAUGGAUUUAUUUUACGCAUUGCGCUGCUUUAUUUCUUUUAAUAGCAAUAGGAGUGUGUAGCGCACCUUUAUUUUACGAUUACACGGUCGUUUAUAGAGGAAGUUUGGAUAUGACUAUGUUGGUGUGUAUCAUUGGAGGUAUUCUACAUUUAUUCGUAUGGAUAGUUCUUUGGUUAUUUUUAACUAUUAAACAAAAUUGGGCUUUUAAAUUAAGACUAACUAUUGGAAACACAACUGUUAAGCAAUCUAACUCAAUUAAAUUAGCAGCCGAAGUAUUUUCUUCGUCUAAGAAGGGCGACGAUAACUUUGAACAACCCCUUUUAGUAGCAAGCAAUGGAUAUAUUUAUAGUGUAACCGAAAGCGCAAUAAAAACCGAUAUAGUAGAUAUUUUGCAAAGAGACGUGAGUCGGGUUAAAGAAAAAUCUGUCGAUAAUUUAUCAACCGAUGAUAACGGCGACAACCAAAUUUAUUGGCUCAAAUCCGAACUGUUCGACUCGAGGAAUUCUCAUUUUAAACAUAUCAAAGAGAAGUGCCUCCCGAAGUCACCCUCGACUCAUUUGUGUGUCCACCAUGAUGACGGCGAUUACGCAACGCUCAAGAAACCCGAAAUGACCACCAUGCAAAAUUUAGAUGAAAUAACGGAAGUUGAUAAACUGUUAUCGGAAGUUCACGUCAUGGAUAUAUCUUAUGCCAACACCAACCAAGAUUUAAUUCCGAUUGAAGAAGAAGUUAUCAAAGAAGAAGCAGCUGAAGAGUUAUGUGCGGAAACAUCCAUAAAAGUGAAUGGCUGUGAACCCCCUAGUCAUUCUAGUAUAGUCCAUGAACCACAGAAACCACAAUUUCACAAAUGUCGAAAACUUACCGGUCCAGAAGAAUUGGGUACAAAAUACGACUCUAUAAGCAUGGAAAGUUCAACAUCUCCCCCAGAUCAUCCCGAUAGCGAAACGUCGAGUGGUGUUCACUCAAAUGAAAGUAACGAACACCAUUGUAACCAACAAAACAUAAAUUUUCAAGAAGCUCGUCAACAACAACAAGUUUUGGCGCAACAACCGCAACAAAGAGUGAUUUUAGAGCCUGACAGAGAACGUUUAAAAUGGAAAUCUUGUUCAUUGCAUCGAUGUACCAGACCGGAAUCCAUGGAUAGUUCUCAAAUAGCUAGUAAAUACUAUUCGUUGAAUCCGACUGGAAAUGGUAUUCACGAACAAUAUGUUAGAAGAUCGAUUUGUCCGCACAAUUUAAGUCAAGCUAAAAACUCCUCCGAGGAUACUUUAGUUAUAUGUAGAAAAUUACAACCGUUUAAAUUGGGUGAAAGCGGUUUAUCAUCAUCCGUUGAUGAUCAAUUUGGAAGGUCGACAAAUAUGAGGAUGAGUUCGUUUGAGAAUAAAUUUAAACACCACACCACAUUUUCGACAGGUCCUUUAUUGGUCAACAAAGCCAAUUAUGUUCAACCGCCAAGUGCACCAAAUACUACGAAUCCAGGAAAUACAGGAAACCUUUACCAAAGGCACACGACCAUACCAUCGCAUCACAACGGUAUCGAACUGUACAAUAAUCAAGGGCACCAAUUUAGAAAAUAAGCCAUGUAAGGCUACCCAAACGAUAAUUAAAAGUCAAACUCGUACUUCGCUUUUUUGUAAAUAUAUUUUUAUUAUAUUUAUAUCGUGUAUUUAAUAACGUAUUAGCAAAUUUUGUACAUAUACUUAUAUAAAGUAUUAAUGCGUUUAAGUUAUCGCGAGUAUUACCAGUCCUUUUUGAUAUUUUGUAUUUGUGUACAUGACAAUUUUAAAGCAAAUAAACCGAUUAACGUAUGCCAUUCUUAA
Molecule: messenger RNA, 3410 nt
Organism: Onthophagus taurus
Lineage: Eukaryota; Metazoa; Arthropoda; Insecta; Coleoptera; Scarabaeidae
Gene: tinc
Product: transmembrane protein tincar
Source: RefSeq, a predicted model, not a curated record